Messenger RNA from Paramecium pentaurelia, 1393 nucleotides. The record is from the annotation of a GenBank genome assembly. Lineage: Eukaryota; Ciliophora; Oligohymenophorea; Peniculida; Parameciidae.
AUGGGAAAUUGUAAUAUUAAUGAAAAAAAAGAGGAUCUAAUUGAAAAUAAUGGUAUUUUGAAUAAAUAAGUAGUAAUGUCUGUUUAAAAUUUUUAAUUUAUUGAUGCUAUUGGAAGAGGGGGUUUUGGUAAAGUUUGGAAAGUUAGACAAAAGAAGAAUAAAUAGUUUUAUGCCUUGAAAGUGAUGUCAAAACCUAAGUAAAUUAUAAUGAGUUAUAUUAGGAUAAUAUCAAAGAAAUCUGUGUAAUCUGUUAUGAAUGAAAAAGCAUUGCUAUGUGGAUUAAAACAUAAGUAUGUAGAGAAAAUAAAAUAAGUUUUCUGAUCAAUAUGUAGAAUUCAUUUCAGGAUAGAGAAUAUUUGUAUUUAAUUAUGGAUUUACUUUCAGGAGGAGAUUUAAGAUAUCAUAUAGGAAGGCAUAGAAGAUUUAAUGAAGAACAAACAAGUAUUAGAAAUUGAUUCUAUAUAAAAAUAGAGUUUUUCAGUGCAUGUAUAAUAGUGGCAUUGGAAUAUUUACAUUAAUAAGGAAUAUUACAUAGAGAUUUAAAGCCAGAAAAUUUAGUGUUUGAUAGUAAUGGUAUUUAUAGUUCAUUCUUCAGUUAGGAUACUUGAGAUUAACAGAUCUUGGAAUAGCAAGAAUUUGGAAACCAGAAAACUCUUAAGAUACAAGUGGAACUCCAGGAUACAUGGCUCCAGAAGUAAUGUGUCGUAUGAUAUAAUAAAUUAUAUAUCUAAUAGGACAUAAUCAUGGAAUAGCAGUUGAUUAUUUUGCAUUAGGUGUGAUAGUAUAUGAAUGCAUGUUGGGAAGAAGACCAUAUUUAGGAAGAAGUCGUUAAGAAAUAAGGGAAUAAAUGUUAGCUAAGUAGGCAGCCAUAAAACGAUAAGAAAUACCUCCUGGAUGGAGUUUAGAGGCUGCAGAUUUUACUAAUAGAGUAUUUCAUUAUGAUAUAUGACUAGUUACUUUAAAGAAAACCAUAAAAUAGAUUGGGGAAUAAUGGACCUGAUGAAGUAAAGGAACAUCCUUGGUUUAAGGAUUUCAGUUGGGAGAAGUUGAUAAAUAAAGAGAUGAUUGCUCCUUUUAUACCUAAUGUAAGAAUUAUUUAAUGAUAAUUAUUAGGGAAAUGAAGACAAUUAUCUUCCAUCAGAUAGUAGAAGAGAUUCGGAUGAUUCAAUUAAUGAGGAUUAAUAGAUGAUGUUAAGAAGAAAUUCUAUAUAAAGUAAUAUAUAUGGAAAUAUCAUUGUUAGAUUUAUUUAAUGGUUAUGAUUUUGAUAAUAAUGUCAGUGUUUCAAGCAGUUAGAUUGCUAUUUCAAGUACUUCUUCAUCUCGAGUCACGAAAUAACCAACAACUACUACAACACCUAAAUCAGCAAAAUUGGCCUAAAAGCUUAAAAAUUGA